CCCUCCUCGCCGGCCUGAGGAGGAGCUGAGGCGCCGAGGCGUUUCUUUCUCGUGGCCCGAGGAGGAGGAGGAAGAAGAAGAAGCGGCUCCUGUUCGCUGCAGACCCGGAACCCGAGGUCCCCGAGGGAGCGUCCGCUUUCCUUCGCCCGCGUCCAGCCUGGGCGAUGGCAGCGAUGGGGAGACCCGACGCGAACUUCCUGUGGGGCGUCUUCCAAAGGGUCGACAAGGACCGCAGCGGCGUCAUCUCGGAAGUGGAGCUCCAACAAGCGCUCUCCAACGGAACAUGGACUCCAUUCAAUCCAGCAACUGUGAGAUCUAUCAUAUCCAUGUUUGACAGAGAGAACAAAGGUGGUGUGAACUUCAAUGAAUUCACAGGAGUCUGGAAAUACGUAUCUGACUGGCAGAAUGUCUUUCGCACGUAUGAUAGAGACAAUUCAGGAAUGAUUGACAAACAUGAACUAAAGCAAGCACUAACAGGUUUUGGUUAUCGACUAUCUGACCAGUUCUACGAUCUCCUUAUUCAGAAGUUUGACAGACAAAGAAGAGGACAAGUGGCUUUUGAUGACUUCAUCCAGUGUUGUGUUGUCAUACAGAAAUGGACAGAUGUCUUCAGACGCUAUGAUACUGACCAGGAUGGCUGGAUCCAAGUGUCUUAUGAACAGUAUCUCUCCAUGGUCUUCAGUGUUGUAUGACAGCAAAAACUGUUGCACUAGAAUGAGGAUCAGAGUUGCCAGCUGCCCAAUUCCUAAACAUAAAUGGAAAGCUUCUCACUCUCUCAAAUGUUGUAGAGAGGAUGUUUAGAAGUAUAUCAUUUUUAUCUAUAAUAAUAAUAAUUACUAAUAAUCAUGUCCAAUAUCACCUGCUGCUUCGACUCAGCAUUGCAUUAUGUACAUUAAUGUUUUGGAACUUUUUGAAAUGCCAAACAGUAGCAAUGCAUGUGCCUUGUUUACCUUUUUAUAGAUUAAAAAAAAGCCUGAAUUGUA
Zootoca vivipara (common lizard) is the source of this 983-nucleotide messenger RNA. RefSeq names its product programmed cell death 6 (gene PDCD6). NCBI's taxonomy places the organism in Eukaryota, Metazoa, Chordata, Lepidosauria, Squamata, Lacertidae. Gene Ontology annotation, molecular function: calcium ion binding. The record is from RefSeq and is a predicted model, not a curated record.